GAGUACCUCGAGGUAGACCUGCAAGAGGCGUGCCUCGUGACGGGCAUCAGCAUCCAGGGCCGCGAAGCCUGCUCCGGAGAGCCGGCGCAGACCCGCGACCUCCUGCGGCUGGUGAUGGCGGGGUCCACCAUCGAGCUGCCUGGCGACGAGAAGUCCUUCCAGCGACCGCCGGUGCGCUUGGUGCACAACGUCGGAGUGCUGAUGGCGCACGUCUGGGGGUGCUUCGGCUCGGCCUGGCAGGUGCCGGACGAGCUCUUCAACUUCCCUGUCCUCUCGCGCGAGCAG
This is a messenger RNA of Prorocentrum cordatum, 285 nucleotides long. Lineage: Eukaryota; Dinophyceae; Prorocentrales; Prorocentraceae. The record is from the annotation of a GenBank genome assembly.